Messenger RNA from Durio zibethinus, 2275 nucleotides. Its product is annotated as ATP synthase subunit B. The record is from RefSeq and is a predicted model, not a curated record. Lineage: Eukaryota; Viridiplantae; Streptophyta; Magnoliopsida; Malvales; Malvaceae.
UUUGGCAUGAAACAAUUAAAAAUUUAAUGGGGAAAUAUUUGUACGUAUCUAAUCUUAACAAUGCCAUUGGCCCAAAAAAUAUUCUCAAGAAUGUCAGUUCAAAACGCUGUCGUUGCUACAUUUUUAAGAACUACGAAAAUUUGAAGAUGACGAAAUGUAGAGCAGAGAAAGAAGACAGAAUGGAGGAAUUGAGGAAGCUAGAACAACUCCAUAGAACUCUUACAUUUAUGCAAUCGCAUAACUUUGUUUCUUCUUCAACCCUCGACUCCAACCGCUUCCUCGCCAAUCUCAUCCUUCUCUUAUUACAACCAUGCGGCGAACUCAAUCUUGACGCCAAAUGCAGUUUAAUUUCCGAAUAUAUACCAAAAAUUUCGGUUACCUUUCUGGAAGAAGCAUCACAAUGGGUUAGUUUGGAAACUGAUGAAAGAGAUUCUCAAGAGAUUAAUAAUCCGCCCGAUAAGACGGAUUGCCUUUCGUUGCAGAUAAACCAGGAGGAGGUAGCAAUGGUGGGACUCGAAGCAAUGGAACGAGCAAGUUCUACACUAGAGGACUUUUGCAGAUCUUAUUUUAUGUUUCAUGGAAUGGACAUAAGCAGCCCACAAAUGAUAUUUAAAUAUUUUCCUGUCCUUGCAUUCACUGAAAGCUACAUUUAUCAGUUAGAUGGUUUGAAUGAGAAGAUACUGUGUGUACCAACAGAAGGAGGUACUGCUCUAGCAAAAGAAUUUGAGAAGGGUUGUGCUGAAACAUUUGCAAAUGUGUUAGAAAAGGAUCCAUUCAGACCACUUUUAAAUGUACUUGAAUGCCGAGGACUCCUUACUAAGAGGAUCAGAGAAGAAUUUAGGUCUGGAGAAGAGUACUGGGCUUUGGAAAGAAGGCUAUGUUGUGCACUAAUGUUCAAAAUAGAGAUCUCUAUUGAAGAUGUAAUGAGGGCAAUUCAUCUAAAAUCGUUUGACUAUCGAGUGCUGAAUCUUCUUCUGUAUCAGUUAAGAGGAGAAGAGGUUAAUGACUUGCACAUGGAAUUCCUGUCUGUCUCUGAAUUCCUGGUAGAAAUAUCAGAUGACCUGUUUGACUAUGAGGAUGACGUAUUAGAAAACAAUUUCAAUAUUUUGCGCAUGUUUGUCAAAAUAUAUGGACCUUCAACAGCCCCAACUAUGUUGGCAAAAUACAUAACAGAUGCUGAAGAGAGGUAUGACAAUUUAUUGAAAAGUUUGGAUCCUCAUCUGUCCUCAAAAUACCAGAGAAGAUGUGAAGAAGCCACUAAAGAAGGUGGCAAGGUUUCAGAACACCCUCUUGGAACAUGGAGUAUUCCACCUCUGAUUGUAAAUGAGGAUCUCUAUCGAUCCAACUGUCUAAAUACUGAAUGAACAACUUAGAGUUUUUGACUUUUUUUUUUGUUUGUAUCAUCUAAUUUAAUUGCACAAUAUUCAUAAGAAGCCUUUAGUUUAGGAGAAAGAGUAUAACCUUCAUAUAUCUAACCCUACACGGAUUUGGACUAAGCACAUUUUUGGGCUCCAGAAGUUAAUUUGGGCACGAAAUGUAGACUGAAAAGUUGAACCAUACUGAAUCGAAUCGAGGCCGAGAGCAGUUGGAUUAGAAAGGCAUUGAGGGUUCCCUACAGGAACAAAGCUAGCUGAGUAAUCACUGCUGCUACGUUUUGAACUACCUUUAAUCUUUUACAUCCAACAGCAACAGCAUGCAGCUGCCAUCAGCAUCUUUCCUCCCACAAAGCAUGUGCCAUCUGCUCUGCCAUUUGCAAUUUUUCACACCAUGUUUGAUACAUGCAUGUAAUGAUGUUCGGAUGGAGGACCACUAUGCCAAAAACUUUUAACACCCAGGCUCAGCACUUAUUCAUAUUCUUCUUUUAACACUUUUUGGUGAUGGAUAAUUCAUAUUAUAUAGCAAGAUUCCUGCAAAGUCAGCUACGUCGUCGCAUAAUGUAAUAAGUCAUUAGAUGUAUGUAUAUAUUUUAUUCAUUCUAAAUUUGGGAAGCAUUUAUAUGAUUUAAAUAACAUAUAAGGACUGAUAAAUUCAUGUACAUCUCCAAUCUAUCAAGAAAUUUUUUUAUUGAUUAAAAAGCUUGGCAUUGGAAAAUCAACACCGUUGAAUCUAUCUGAUCAUCUGAUCACAUGUGAACCACUUUGUACCAUCUUAUUCUCAUAUGUAACCUCAGUAUGACAAGUCUUCUGCAGCUAGCAGCAACAAGCAGUUGCACAUUAAUCAUCAGCUUUUCCUUUUCUUCCUUAAAAAAUGUAUGCUCCAUAAAAUGAAAAAAAAA